UCCUUUCUUGCAGUUCAGUGGGGCAACGGACACCUAGUGACGACCUCCUCCGCUGCCGACGACUGCGUCGCGGUUCGGUUUUGUUCGAAGCGCGAAACGGGACAAAGCAAAGCUGAGUACUGGAGUCACUCAUUCAAAAGUAGCCAACGAGACAAGAGUCUGGAAGACGAGUUAGCUACGCCGGCUCGUGCUCCAUUCGCCCCUAGUGGUAUUGUGCUGUUGCUUUGACGUUCUUUUUUUUAACGCUGUGCUUCUAUUUUUUAACAUUAAGCCGAUGAGCAUCAAUCCGUGAACAACAACUCGUUACAUUGUAGCACAAUUUUUUUACGGCCGAGCUUGUAUGCUACUGGGUGCUUGCCUUGAAAUAGUGUGUUAAGAGCUUCUGCUCACUAAGCCAGCGCACGAUAAUAUGGAUGAAAAUGGACUGUCUUUCAAACGCCAGCUGUUGUACACCAGUUCUUCGGGGUACUUCCAAGCGAUUAGAAAUUUUUACAGGAACAUGCAGGCCACAUGAGCAGUUUGAAAAAGCACUUCAACAUAAAAUUGACGAUAAGUUGACCGAAAGAGGCCGGUUCGUGCGCUCCAGCUGACAAUAUUUUUAUCAUUUCGCUAAUCUGAAUGUUAACAUGGAUCGUUGUUUGCCCGCCUGUUUGAUUGUAGCGAAUAUAGGCCAGGCAAGCAAGAGGUAAACUUGUAUUGUCUUAAAGAGUCGUCACCGUCGUGACAAAACCGUCUUCGCGGUACUGCUCUUAGGUUGUUUGUCGAGCCGCGGCAGCGUUCUAUCAUUCAAGUAGCCAGUCAGCAGGGUAGAUGUCAGCGUGAUUGUGCUGUGUUUUGUUUUCGUCGUACUGCAAGCAAAACGACUAGUAGUAGAACGAGUUCAUAGAAGACGUCAUGACGUGAAAGGUACAUCGAAGCAUAGUGCGUGGCGGACUAGGUUUUACUAGGAAACAAACCUGAUUAUCGUUCUGACACGGAAACCGAUAUCUACCCUAUAAAUGGAACUGGUUGAAGUUCGGUGAACAUACAACGAUAUUUUGGACUAUGCCCUUCUUCAGCCUGCCCCAAGAAGACCAUUCGUACAUUCAGGGCAAUCACGUUUAAGAAAUUACACGAGAGCCAGGUGGUGUAUUGUGUAUUGUCAAGGACGUUAAUACCCGAUCGAUUAUUUUGUGGCAUGAAGAAAAGUGACGCCUCAUCGUGUCUAGAAGGAAUCGAAGAUAAUCAGCUAUACGUUAGAUUUGUAUGGUUUAUUGCAAAACAUAGCUACUGAUCAAAGAGCUGACUCAAAUUUUCAUUAAAUUGUUUUCCUCUAGCUAUUGUAGUACACAGCAACGAAUGGCCGUUACGGCUCACAAUGUUCUAGCAGCAGCAUCAGUAGUUUCAUGGUUUCCAGCCGCCAGCAUCUAUGUCCGUAGUCGUGUCUUGUCUGUCUAGAACUGGAAGCGAAUUCCGUCAUGUGCUGUUACCAUCGUUGUCUAGUAGCAAUAAACGCAGCGGUUUUAACUAAGUCGCGCGCACCUUCCCCAUACCGAUUAGGAGGACAACAUCGGUCGGGAGCGUGGCCGGACAUCUCUGAGAUAGCGUCUUCUCUCGUAGUAACACCAGUAAGUACUCCCAAAGUGUCUUGCUUGUGAUACCAGAUUGCUAAACUGGCUGUAGUCGCUUGACUUAGCGGCGAUUCUGCAAAAAAAACCUGAAACAUUCACGCGAACCUAUUCGAUGAAGCUUCGAACACAAAACCCGAAGCUGUAUCAGUCAACUAUCGUAUUCUAGCACUGUGGUACUUGAAUAGUCCGAUACAGAAGAUCGAUAUUUCUGUUGAACCGCGCGCAGCUGUUUCUGAACACUUCAAGAGCCAUCCAAAUGCAGACUGGACUUGUGUGAUGUUCUCUGAAGGAGCUGAUGCGUGCGGGCGGAAACGAGUGAAGCAUUGUACUAGCGUCACCCCGCGUACAUGGAAGCAAUUUAUGUUUAGAUAUAAAAAAGGAAGACCUGUAUUCUAUACUACAAGCGACUGCGAAUGAUAAAACCUGCGAUACGAGAACAGCCGGAGGCAGUGAAUAUUCCCAAGGGGACCAGCUUUGUCAGUGGGUGUUGUUUCGCUGCAUCAGCACAUAUCGUACUAAAAAAAUUUUAAAGAUUGCUACUGAAAGUGAUGUCCGAACGUGAGAUCCGAUACAAGGAAGAUUUUGCUACAGGUAAUCAGUACUGAUUGAAUCAUAUAAAUAAUGGCUGCACAUGAAAAAAGCGUUGACUGUACUAGCAGCGUCUGAAAAGUAAUCUCGGUGUUUCGCUCACGAACGCAAGGACAUAGUGUCCUGCUAGAGGCACCUUAUUCAGAUAGACCCUGUUCAAGUUGAGUUGUUCAGAAUAGUGCGCUAACAGUGAUACGAGCCGACAAACGGUCAACCUUUUCCGAUUUCUAGUCGGCGAAAGAUCUAACCAAACCAAAUAGUAUAUAUUAAAUAUUUGCUAUGGUCGCAGUGCGUCACGUCACGCUGUGGAUGUGUCUUUGUGGUCUUUACAACGAUAGCGGCUAGAUUCUAUUCCUUUUGCAGCAUGGCGAAAGUGUCGAUACUGUCGUCGUUGUUGUUAUGUUCAUCCACACACAGUUCAGCUAGCCAACCCUUCCAGCAAGUUGGUCAGUUAUCUAAUCAAUUUAGCUUAAUAUCCAGAAGCGUCUGUCUAAAUCAAGCGCGCAAAUAUCCCCCGAGUAAACACAAAAGUGGUUUUAACCGUCGCUGCUUCUAGUGAUUUCGGCUGUGCGAUUGCGGGAGAAAAGUACGGUCAAGGCUCGCUGUCGUUAUUGUAGUCGUCGUCUUUGUCACAGUACGCCUGCCAAUGAGGUGGUGGCGUGAGGUUGCAUAGUUGAUGAGACGUAGGUGCAAUAACACUGAUACAACACGCUCACCUGUUCAGUCGGCCAUCUCCUGCCGUGUCGCUUAUCGACAGUCGUCGCCUGCCCGCCUGCCGCUUUGGCUGGCAUCGUAUCCAUCGAUACGGGUGGUGAUUAGUGAUGCCGCUGGCCAAAACGGACAUCGAGACAGCGACAGGAUUCCCAUCACAGCAGCAGCUGUCGCCUCCUGAAGGCGCGAUAGAAACCCCAAGUACUUCUGCUAAUGCGGGCGAGCAGCUAGCUACGAGAUUGUUGUCAGAAGCUAAAGAAAAGCACGCCGCCUGCCGCUUGUGUGUCGCGCUCAGUCUAACCUAAGCGUAGGGUUUGUGUUAAGUACUUAAUCUAACAGGUUACUUUUGGUGCCUGCUUGGUACCAUUAGGACAUCCAUUAUCUACAGUGUACUACUAUACUGAACAGCUUACCGUAAGAGCUAUACCUGCGUGUAGAGUACAACACUUAUAUAAUUAUAACUACAAGGAACAACUAUGUUCGACGGAUUAUAAAGCACCGAAAGCUGACAUGGAACUUCUGACCUCUGAUAGUUGAUUGCUCGUAAAUUAAACAAACUGUAAGCUCAACUUCUAUUAGGGACGCCGAAGUUCCAAGAAGAACGGAAAAGAAAAAUCGCAAUAAUGUCACUACAUGGCGCCGAGAUCACGGAUGAAGUCGACCCGCUUCAGGAGCUUCAUGAGAGCUUCCGCCCACUGAAGGAAAUGUUAAACGAAGAACAGGAGUCACUACGCGAACGCGUAGCUGACUUAGAGAUUAAGGUACUAGAACAGGCCGAAGAACUAACAUGUUUAAGGACGACGAUCGCAGAUCUUACCAGAAGACUGACACAACUCGAAGGCCGUGCUCCGACGAUAACAAAUACUGCCCCGUUAAUACCGCACAAUGGAUUUAAACAUAGUUACAGCCAUCGUUCGCUGAGCUCCAAGCUAGCAAGGCAAUCUUCGGGGCCUUCAAAUUUGACAGGAGAAUCUCCGACGCCAUCAGGACCACAUAAUCCACAUGUGAAUGGCCACUCCGAUACGCCAGAUGGUAAAAGAUUUGGCUAUGCAGCGUCAUUGUCGUCCCUUCAUAGUGAGGGCUCUUCUUCAACAAGAUCUACCCCGCAGCCCCCACAUCAGCAACAACAGCAGCCCCGUCACAAAAGUCUUUCGGCCGGAAAUCUUCAGCAACUGAGACGAGUCAAUGGAGGUAGCUCCCCAAAUAUACCGACGUAUAGCGUCACCCCCAAUGGAUACGCUGACCACGCAGUGACACGGGACUGCGUGUUCGAUCCUGACGAUGGAAUUAUUCGUUUUACCGUUCACGGACACCAGUUACUGCUGCCUGUUCCAACGGACCUCGUGGCCGAAUACUCCCUCACGAAGGUCAACCCCAUCCCCCAGCAACGGCCAAAACUUGAAUGGGUCUAUGGCUACCGCGGCCGCGAUUGCCGGGCCAAUCUACAUCUACUGCCGACCGGGGAGGUUAUCUACUUCGUCGCCAGCGUCGUCGUGCUCUAUAACGUGGAGGAGCAGGUUCAGCGACACUAUCUUGGUCAUACCGAUGACAUUCGUUGUAUUGCAAUUCAUCCAAAUAAACUGGUUGUUGCAACAGGGCAGACAGCUUCAAUUGAUCGAAGAGAUCGUCGGCCCAAAUUCGUCACAAGGCCCCAUGUGCGUGUAUGGGACUCGGUAAGUCUGAACACCCUUCACGUGAUUGGUAUCGGGGAGUUCGAUCGAGCCAUUAGCUGUUUGGCAUUUAGUAAACUCGAUGGAGGCUCAAUCCUUUGCAUCGUUGAUGACUCGGCCGAACACAUACUUGGCCUAUGGGAGUGGCAAAAAGGUCACAAAAUAGCAGAGACAAAGAGCGCUUCGGAGCCAGUUUUAGCUGUUAAAUUCCACCCGAUGGACCGACAUCAGUUAAUUUCGCUUGGUAAAGGCCAUCUACAUUUUUGGGACAUGGAAGGUGGGACAUUAGCGAAACGAGUUGGACUAUUUGACAAAGCACACAAGCCCAAGUACAUUCUGUGCGCCGCCUUUAAUGAGCUCGGCGAGCUACUUACGGGUGAUUCAAAUGGCGCUCUGAUGGUGUGGCCUCGGGGCGCCAACAAAGCCUCACGGAUUAUUGAAGAUGCGCACGAAGGACCGAUUUUCUCCAUUUGCGCUAUGAAGGAUGGCACGUUGAUUAGUGGAGGGGGGAAAGAUCGUUUGCUAAUUGAGUGGUCGGCAGAUUUGGAACCUACAGGACGAAAUGCCGAGUUAGCUGAGAGCAGUGGGGGCGUACGGACGCUUGUGCAGGGCCGUGGCUCACAAUUGUUGAUCGGGACUACACGGAACUGCAUUGCGCAGGGUAGCUUCGAGAUGUCGUUCUCAACUGUUGUCCAAGGGCACUCGCAAGAGGUGUGGGCGUUGGCUGCUCACCCGACGCAGGCACAGUUUCUCAGUUCAGGUUAUGACGGUCACAUUAAUUUGUUUGAUUCAAUGAGCCAUUCAGUUGUAUGGUCUCUACCGUGGCCCGAGCCUGUACAGAGCAUCGCCUUUUCGCCGUGCGGAAGCAUCGUGGCCGUGGCCUCUACAGCAGGAAACUGGAGCGCGUUCUGCGCGAACACAAGAAAAGUCUAUGCAGCUCACCAUGACGGCAACGAGCCUAUUGACGUCAUUCGUUACGCACCUAACGGACAGUAUCUGGCGUUGGCUUCGCGAGAUAACUUUAUUUACGUUUACCAAGUCUCAGAAGACGGCAAGAAGUACAACAGAAUAGGAAGAUGUGCGAAAUACACAGAAGCGCAGAAUAGGAUCCGAAAGAGACUCCUCGAACUUUGGGGCCACGGAAGUGCCACCUCACAACUCGACUGGUCCGAAUGCAGCACUUAUCUCCAAACAACGAACUCUAACUACGAGAUAGUCUAUUGGAAUGCAACAAUAUGUCGACCGAUCACAAACCCAAAUCACGUCAAAGACGUAAAAUGGGCAACUCAGACCUGCCCGCUGGGCUUCAGUGUAUUUGGAGUUUGGUCAGAGCAACCCGAAAGCUCCGACAUCUCAUGUGUGUCGAGAUCACACAACCGAAAACUGCUGGCAAUAGGCGACGAUUGCGGCAAACUCAAAUUAUUCGUGUAUCCCGCUAACGAGCCUCGCUGUUUGUACCAUACAGCCAAUGGACAUUCGAGCCAGAUGGCGGGCUUAGCAUUUCUGCCCGACGAUUCCCGCCUGGUCUCGAUCGGUGGCAAGGACUUUGCCGUCAUGCAAUGGUGUCUACAGUAGUCGGCAAUCGAACCUCGUGCGAAACCCCGCAGCUGUAUAUCUUAAACCAGCGUAUCUAAUAUGAUGAGUCGGGCUGUGACGAUGCAACCUGAGAAGCUGACGUCCGAGUAAAUUGGCAACAAAUCUUUCUCAGUUCAUUAUCGCUGCACUUUACAAAAAGAUACGUGUCUAGCCAUAUAAGAAAACAAUAGUGCUUUCAGGCACUUUUUUCAUGAUUAGGUUGAAUUGAGACUGAACUAACGAUGGUGAGAGGGCCUGAUGAUUGGUGCGGAGGCCUUGCCAAUAUUAGUCAGGCCUUCAAAGGUGGUUUUCUCUUAGUGAAAGACAACCAUUGAUUCACUGUACAGUAAUGAUAAAACAAGAAAAAAGAGACAACGGUACUAAGUAAGCUGCUGUCUGUCUGAACCAGGAAGUGACGGCACGCAAUCAUUAGGACACAUUUUGCAAUAUAUGCUCGCAUUUGGCAGUGGACCUCUUCGGGCUAGGGUGGUUAAAUGAAGCUGGGUCUUGAAAGAAACCCCAACGAAUAAGGUGUGUAGUACUGUCGAAGGCCACUUCACUGAUUACCAGCUAGGUCUUUAGCCACGGCAGAAUUCGUGUUCUGCGUAUUCCUUGUACAUACACGUUGAUGAUACUGCACCGGUGACAAUGUGUUUCAUCCUCAAAACAAUAGCAGUAACAAAAGCACCACAACUAUUACUAAUCAUGGAUUAAGAAAGCAUAACCUAACUAAUGGCGGUAAUUAGACAAACACAGAUAUUUGAUAUCGCGAAUAGGAGUAUUACGUCCAGGAGGCGUUUAAGUGAUCAUACGACAGUUAUGCUAUACUAUAACUAGCAAAGGCACGUGAGGACGGCGAUAUAAGUCGAUACGUAAAGCAUAGCUUUAUUUUCUUUUUUCACCAUCCUCAUUAUUACAAUUAUUUAUAAUACCGCAAUUCGUGUGCUGUUUGACGGCAGCGUAUAAUAAUCCACUUGCUCUUUCCGGCUGUUUAGGUAUCCGACUAUAAAAUAUAUCUAAGACCGCUUUUAAGAAAAGGCUGUCAACAAACUGGUCGUUACCUAGUAACUGUAAAAUGAAGGGCCCGAUUCUUUUUGGCUGAUCAUGAACUAUUUUUUGCGCGACUUCUGGAGGACCCAGAAGAAAUACCCCCCGAACCUUGUGACAGUAAAAGAGGGCUUCGAUCUGCUUCGUAAGCGCCCAGCAAUACACUAGAAUACAUUAAAUACAUACAGUAUAUAUAUAUAUAUACAGACGUACAAACACGUUUAUCAAUCAAAUAGAUAAAUACAUAAGGAGGCAAAAAAAAAAACCCUAGUAUCACACUAUACUAUCACGGGUAUAAUAUUAAGCUGUGAAUUUCCCCUCCCACUUUCGCCUUAUUAUUCUAUCUGUUUAUAAUGACCUAGGAACAGCUGUUUCUAAGUUAAUCUAGUGGGUACGUACUCAACUGUACGUAAUGUACUUUGCUGUGAUUACUGUUAUUAUUACCAUUUUAUUACUAUUUCUGCAGUUGUCGAUGCUUUGUUACUAUAAGACUUGGAAACGAUUUGACAGUGUAUAGCACAAUCUGAUAGAGUGUAGAGAGAGAAGCGUUUUCGUUGCCUAAAAUUUACUUACAAAGGAUAUUGGUUUUCGAGUAAAAUUCCAUGCAUGAAUUUUGCUAUUUGUUUACCUUUGUCGGUUUCCUAGGUUCAUUCAUAAAUAUUCAUGUUGUUGCAUACACCGGUAGCUGCAUGGUCAAAAUUACUAGAAAUAGACUUAUAUCGAUCGAAUACAUACGUCAUUAUAUCAAUCAUCAAUAUAUAAGCAGAGUAGCCAGACAGAACACAAACAGGAUGAACCUUCAUUGGCUUGAAAAAACAGAACUGGAAUUUAUCGAAAUUUUGUUCACAUUAACAAGGAAGGAGCAUGUGCUCCGACAAAUUGUUGCACAAAUUCUUCUGUGCAUUCCUUAGCUUUUGCCAAAUUGUCAGGAUUAUACAACUAAGGAAAAAUUGAAAUUUUCCGAGCUGAGGUUAUUGAUGAAACAGUAGAAUGAACCCAAUAUGUUAAUCAAAAGAGACAGAAUGCAACAAUGACGCAUAUUCGAGAAAACAUGGCGACUUAUCAGAUUCGAUCUCGACUCCCGAUCUUUUUUAACCUCGUAAUCUACCCUUAGUCCUUUAUUAUUUUUCAAUAAACGCGUACAUCUAUUUAUAGCCUAUCUACGUAAACGACCUGCUUUUCGACGGAAAAUUUAACUAUUGACUUCUAUAUAUAUCAUUCACCCCAUCCGCUUAACGAACUUGUUUAUCUAUAAUGUGAUAACGAUGACAAACUCUGCCGACGUGACUCAAACUAUGAUCAUCGCAAUAGAAUAAACGUAUGACGGUGCUCCAUCACUGUAUUGCAGAUCCGUCGUUCGUUAAAGCUAAAGUGAAGUAAAUAGUUGGGUAACGAGUAGAUAUUUUUUAAUCAUUCCUCUAAUACCUACCCCAAUUCUUUCCGAUUUAUGUCGAUUUGUGCUUUUCUUUACUGCUACCGGCCAGUAGUGCGCGUGAGAGUCACCGCAAUGAUGCCUUCGAGGUAUGGCUGAAUCCGCUUCUACACAGAUUUUUAUACACAAGUGUAAUAUAAAAAAAAAAAAAGACUAGGCGAUCGGUUGUGGCAACUGUGACAACAAUUCUGCCGCUUAACAAAAGCACAAGAACUUCUAUAAUAAUAAAAUAAUUUUAAUUACUACUAUUAUCACUUAAUGACGAGAAUAAUGUUUUUGAAAAAUACGAUAAAAGCACGUCGAUUCGACAACACUGACACUGUGAGCACAUCGACUGUGGAUUGAGUAAUAGAGAAAACUAAACAAAUAAAAUUAAAAACAAAUUAUUUAUUCAUAUUAAAUUUGUCUUUAUUCAAGUCUCAGCAGUAGGCGUUUGGUGUUCGCCUUGUUUAAACGACGAUCAGCAUACAUCAAACGUGAUUUCUUUUUUUCUAGUUUUGCAUUUAAUAAUAUAUUUGACUUAUCAACAGUAUAUUAGCUAUGAUAUCUUUAUUGCACGUUUAUUGCACGCAACAUGGCAUAAAAACGUUCACCUUUUGCCACUUUGUUGUUGUUGUUAUCAAUUAUCUUUAGAUGUAUCAUUUACAAUAAAGAUACGUAAUUCCACGGGGACAAGUUGUGGAAAUAGUAAAACAAACUGUAAAAAACGAUGUAGUUCGGGUUAGCAGCUUAAAAAAUUACUGUUUUUGGAAAAAAAUAUUUAUAAUGGUUCCCAACAGUGCGCAGACAAUCUUAGGACGGUAGCAAAAAAGUAAAAAUACGAUAUUUUCUUCCUGGUAAACCCGAUGACUCCGCUUACUAUAUGUCCAAGCAAAUACAUAUUAGUAUAUUUAAUAUAUCUGUACACUUCGUUAUAAUACGUUUUCUUUCUGCCGUCACACAAAGCUAGGCGAGGAAAAUAACGCUCCUCAAGGUCGUACGGCUUCCAUUAUGUAGCUGCGCGUAGUAAUUAUGCAAGACGACCUAUGGGUCAAUCAAGGCUAAUGAUGUUAUGUCUAAAUGCCAGCUCGUGGUAUCCGAUAGUGUAGUAUCUCAUUGUUCCUUCGAGAGUUAAUUACAGUUCUGGUUCUCUACUUCAUUAAAACGCAACUAUAAUAAUCUAAUUAAGUACACUGUCAUUUAAAUUCGGCAAGAAGCCUCAAGGACAUGAGGCAUAAGCCUGAGGUAUCCUCUCGAUCGCUGAACGCAUAGGUAGAAAAAUAUCAAAUGCCAAGCAUGGGACGAAAAUCUGAGUAAUGCAUGACUACAAUACUUUACACGCUGGUCCCCAGCAGCGCUAGUGGUAUUGGGUUCGGUCGUGUAAACAUUUAAAAAACGCGCAUUUGGUUGCAUUUCAUAGCGUUUGUACUCUGUGUGGACUAAAUACAAGCACGUCAACAAGAAUAGACAGAGAUCUCAAAUUUACGGGAGAGCGUAGUGUCGCAGUCCAGA
Messenger RNA from Varroa destructor (honeybee mite), 10124 nucleotides. It is a transcript of the gene DCX-EMAP, whose product is annotated as Doublecortin-domain-containing echinoderm-microtubule-associated protein. Gene Ontology annotation, cellular component: mitotic spindle. Gene Ontology annotation, molecular function: microtubule binding. Gene Ontology annotation, biological process: microtubule cytoskeleton organization. Lineage: Eukaryota; Metazoa; Arthropoda; Arachnida; Mesostigmata; Varroidae. The record is from RefSeq and is a predicted model, not a curated record.